Molecule: messenger RNA, 234 nt
Organism: Sphenostylis stenocarpa
Lineage: Eukaryota; Viridiplantae; Streptophyta; Magnoliopsida; Fabales; Fabaceae
Source: the annotation of a GenBank genome assembly
AUGAUGGAGACUGGAGCUAUUAAUCAGCCUGAACCACAGAAACAAAUGUGGUGUGAGAAAAAGCAGGCUGCUGUUCAUGAGGAAGUCAAGAGAAUGAACCAACUUCCUGCUAACAGUGCAUAUGUCACGCACCGUCUGAAGGUUCUAAAUAAAAUUCUGCAACUCAUGUCAGUUCAGAGAACUAAAUUACAGGAGCAGGAGUUGGAGUUGCUUUUUGCUGGCCUUUCUUUGUAA